Molecule: messenger RNA, 1735 nt
Organism: Ruditapes philippinarum (Manila clam)
Lineage: Eukaryota; Metazoa; Mollusca; Bivalvia; Venerida; Veneridae
Product: lim and transglutaminase domain protein ltd-1-like
Exons: 4
Coding region: 1-1551 (516 amino acids)
Source: RefSeq, a predicted model, not a curated record
AUGGGAAACUCUGCUCAAAAGCCGUCAGCUGUGGGAAAUUCCGCUCAAAAGCUACCAGAGAUUGAAGAUAUCAUGGACGAGGUUGAACUUUCAAGCACCGAGGUAGGAUAUCCAGUCCCAACAAGUCCCACCCCGUUGGACGAUAUUUUUGAGCGCAAAGAACGCUGGUUAACAGAUACUUUUAAUAAUGGUAGCGAUGACACAGAAUUAUUGAAGAGUUUAAACCUUAUUACAAUGGACCUGAACACGAUGUCAGAUGAAUAUGUCGACGAUGAUGCGACUGUUCGCCCACCUACUGCUAUUACUGAAAAAAGAUUGGCUUUCCCAUUUGCUACGAUUGACAAUCAUGCAAGGAUGGCUGAUCCAAAGUUACUUGAUUCCUUUGAAGAUCUUAUCGAGUAUUUGACGAAGCCGUUGUUGCACGAUCAAUAUAUAAAAAUAAAAACAGCAAGAGCCAUACUUGUAUGGCUGAGCCGACAGAACCUUGAGGAGAAGAAUUAUGGCAAAAAGGGCACAGACACACCACGAGGCUUAAUCCAGUACCUAAAAGAGGAGAAAAUGUCAUACACUACAUGUUACGCUAUACUUUGCAGAAAAGCUGGCCUGCAGUGUGCUGUUAUAAAAGGGUAUGUUAAGGGUAUAACAAAUGCUGGCGAUGACGGCUCACAAAUUCUUUCGUCUUGGAAUGCUGUAUAUGGAGAAACAGGGUGGCAAAUUGUCCAAGCCUACUGGACAUGCAGGGCCAUUUUUGGUUACAGCUCUGGGAAAUGGACAAAAGUUGAAGAAGAUGGAAAAACGAUGUCAAAAAAGGGAAAAGCCUCCCCCGGAACAGAAAAGAAUAUUUUCGAUGAGAGAUAUUUCAUGCCUGAUCCAGAGCAGUUCAUUUACCAGUGUGCUGAAAACAAGGAAUGGCAAUUGUUUCCUCCAUGUUCAAUUGUAUCAUCUUAUGCAAAGUUUGCAAAGAAACCUAUUUUACACUUUUCUUUCUUUGAUCUCGGGCUUCAGCUGAUUAGUGAACAAAACUGUGUUUUAGAAACCAAAGAUGGCUUCUGUAAAAUUGAACUGAAAGCAAAACCAAGUAAUGCUCACCUGAUUACAUUGAGUUACGAGCUGUAUAGAAAAAAGGCCGAUUUUGAAUUAAAUGGUGAAAAAGAGAAUGGAAUUGAAGGGGAAACAGACGAUGAAGAAGAUUUUGCUAGAAUGGUUUUCAAUACGAGAGCUGCUGAAGUAUUCACGUUUGACAUGAGGUUUCUCAGAAGCGGAAUUUAUAAAUUGAAUAUAAGAGGCGGUCCACACACAUCACAUUAUCAAUCUUUAUGCCAAUUUAAAGUUGUGUGUAAGAAAGGAAUGGUUGGUCGUGGCCUUUUACCUAUUGAUUGCGGUAAAAUCGGAUGGGGUCCAGGACCAACAGCAAAAGAAGCUGGCCUUCUAUUACCAUCUAAACCAAGUGGGCUCAUAUCCGUGAGUACAACUGAUCGGAAGACAGACGUAAAAUUUCAGCUGCGUGACAUGACAGAAAAAAAUAUACUGCAGUUGUACAUGGUGAAGUAAGUGGGCGUAGACAGAAACUAGACAAUUCCGUGCAAGUUCAGAAAAUUGAACACGCUCAUCAGCUUAUUGUCGACGUUUCCCUUCCAGAUAACGGAGAAUAUGGUCUAUCAAUACAACACAUGGAUAAAAAGAAACAAGAUAGUGAGUGGGAGAAUGUCUGUCACUAUCUUAUAUCAACAUUGAC